ACGCCCCUAGCAGUUCUGGGAUCCCAGCAGGAGUGUUUUAGGGUUUUUUUUUAAAGAAUAAGUGAACCAUUAUAGAUUGUCAAUAUGGGGCGGAGAUCAACAUCAUCCACCAAGAGUGGAAAAUUUAUGAACCCUACGGACCAAGCUCGAAAGGAAGCUCGGAAGAGAGAAUUGAAGAACAAAAAACAGCGCAUGAUGGUUCGAGCUGCAGUUUUGAAGAUGAAAGAUCCCAAACAGAUCAUCCGGGACAUGGAGAAAUUGGAUGAAAUGGAGUUUAACCCAGUACAACAACCACAGUUAAAUGAGAAAGUACUGAAAGAUAAACGUAAAAAGCUUCGAGAAACCUUUGAAUGUAUCCUACGACUUUAUGAAAAAGAGAAUCCGGAUAUUUAUAAAGAAUUGAGAAAGCUAGAAGUAGAAUAUGAACAGAAAAGGGCUCAACUUAGCCAGUACUUUGAUGCUGUCAAGAAUGCUCAGCAUGUAGAAGUAGAGAGUAUUCCUUUGCCAGAUAUGCCACAUGCUCCUUCCAACAUCUUGAUCCAGGACAUCCCACUUCCUGGUGCCCAGCCCCCCUCCAUCCUAAAGAAGACCUCAGCCUAUGGACCUCCAACUCGAGCAGUUUCCAUCCUUCCUCUUCUUGGGCAUGGUGUUCCACGUUUGCCCCCUGGCAGGAAACCUCCAGGUCCUCCACCUGGUCCCCCUCCUCCCCAAGUCUUGCAGAUGUAUGGCCGUAAAGUGGGCUUUGCUCUUGAUCUUCCUCCUCGUAGGCGAGAUGAAGACAUGUUAUAUAGCCCUGACCUUGCGCAGAGUGGUCAUGAUGACGAUGUUUCCAGCACCAGUGAAGAUGACGGCUACCCUGAGGACAUGGAUCAGGACAAGCACGAUGACAGCACUGAUGACAGUGACACAGACAGGUCAGAUGGAGAAAGUGACGUGGACGAGUUUAUGCACCGAGACGAUAAUGAGCGAGACAACACCGAGGAAAAGAAGGCAGGUCUGAGUGUGCGGUUUGCAGACAUGCCUGGGAAAUCAAGAAAGAAAAAGAAGAACAUGAAGGAACUGACGCCUCUUCAAGCCAUGAUGCUGCGAAUGGCAGGUCAGGAAAUCCCUGAGGAGGGUCGGGAAGUGGAAGAAUUUUCAGAGGAUGAUGAGGAGGAGGAUUCAGAGGAUUCUGAAGCAGAGAAGCAGUCACAGAAGCAGCACAAAGAAGACUCUCAUGAGGGUGCAGCCACAGCUUCCUCCCAGCAGCAGGCGCCCCCUCAGUCCGUUCCUCCUUCUCAGAUACAGAUUUUAAAGGAUUCCAAAGUCUCACAUGAGUUAGAAUCCACUUCAUUGGCCGCCAUGGAUUUAUUUUCUACUAUUAAUUAA
Messenger RNA from Octodon degus (degu), 1368 nucleotides. RefSeq names its product WW domain-binding protein 11. NCBI's taxonomy places the organism in Eukaryota, Metazoa, Chordata, Mammalia, Rodentia, Octodontidae. Gene Ontology annotation, cellular component: spliceosomal complex. The coding region runs from base 85 to 1368 and encodes 427 amino acids. Gene Ontology annotation, biological process: mRNA cis splicing, via spliceosome. The record is from RefSeq and is a predicted model, not a curated record. The transcript is spliced from 2 exons.